AUGACGAUCUCCACCGAACCCAGCACUAAAAAGAUCAAGACCGACGACGACAUCAUCGCCGACGCACCACCAAUGCUGGUCAAGUUCCUCGGUCCGAAAGCAAAGAUGCCCACGCGCGGCUCCGAGCACGCAGCCGGCUACGACCUCUACACGACCGAGACCGCGACGAUCCCCGCGCACGGCCGCGUGAUGGUCGCGACCGACAUUGCGAUCGCGCUGCCGGUGGGCACGUACGGCCGUGUUGCGCCGCGGUCGGGGUUGGCGACGAAGCACGGGAUUCAGACUGGUGCGGGCGUGAUUGAUUGCGAUUACCGGGGGCCGCUGAAGAUUUUGCUGUUUAAUCACUCGGAUGUCGAUUUUGUGGUGAACGAGGGGGAUCGGGUGGCGCAGAUGGUGGUUGAGAGGAUAAUGAUGCCGGAGACGAAGUUGGUGGAUGAGCUGCCGGAGACGGUUCGGGGCGAGGGCGGAUUCGGAUCGACUGGUGGAUUUGGGGGGAAGUAG
Molecule: messenger RNA, 501 nt
Organism: Myxozyma melibiosi
Lineage: Eukaryota; Fungi; Ascomycota; Lipomycetes; Lipomycetales; Lipomycetaceae
Product: Deoxyuridine 5'-triphosphate nucleotidohydrolase
Exons: 1
Coding region: 1-501 (166 amino acids)
Biological process (GO): dUMP biosynthetic process; dUTP catabolic process
Molecular function (GO): magnesium ion binding; dUTP diphosphatase activity
Source: RefSeq, a predicted model, not a curated record